Cuculus canorus (common cuckoo) is the source of this 3792-nucleotide messenger RNA. RefSeq names its product threonyl-tRNA synthetase 1 (gene TARS1). Gene Ontology annotation, biological process: threonyl-tRNA aminoacylation. Lineage: Eukaryota; Metazoa; Chordata; Aves; Cuculiformes; Cuculidae. Gene Ontology annotation, cellular component: cytoplasm. Gene Ontology annotation, molecular function: threonine-tRNA ligase activity; ATP binding. The transcript is spliced from 19 exons. The coding region runs from base 107 to 2683 and encodes 858 amino acids. The record is from RefSeq and is a predicted model, not a curated record.
UCUCGCCGGUCUGGAGGGCGCGGACGACGUCGUCGAGGUCGAGGUGCCGGCUGGUCUCGUCGAAGCUGUGCACGGCCAUGUGGAAAGCCUCCUCCUGGAAGACCACAUGGACGCCCUCCAUGGCGAAGUAGCAGCUGCGCUCGGGGUUGCUGUCGCUGUAGAGCAGCGUGGCCCGGCUCCACUGGUGGUGUCGGAAGAGGGCGAGCAGCAUCUCGCCCAUCUUGGCGUAGGCGGGGGCGACGCGGGUGAGGUGCGAAUACUCGCCUCCCUUGGCCCCGAAGCCCGCGGCCAGCGCGCCCGCCGACAGCAUCGGGACGUCCCAGUGCGCCGCCAGCCGCGCCACCGGCGCCGCCGCGUACUCGCAGACGGGGCCGAGCAGCAGGUCGGGGCGGCGGCGCUGCAGGGCCACCAUGUCCACCAGGCUGAAGAGGGCGCGGUUGCCGCACGCCGAGUCCUCGUAGGUGAGCUGGAAGGCGUAGCCGGGCGGCAAACCGCCGCCGCCGCCGCUCUCCCGAAGGCUCCGCACCGCGUACUCGAUGGCGGGGCGCACCCGCCCCAGCGAGAACAGGUAAACGCUGAGGAGGAAAAAAAGGCAGACUGCGGGAAGAAGAAACCGAAGGACGGAGUCGGCGAUGGAGGGCGGAUGGAGCUGAAUCCCUGGCCUGCGUUUAUCAAUGAGCGUUUAGAAAUGUACAAUAAGCUUAAAGCUGAACAUGAUGCCCUCCUCGCAGAAAGAGCUACAAAUGACAGUAAACCCAUUAAAGUUACAUUACCUGAUGGCAAGCAGGUUGAUGCUGAAUCCUGGAAGACUACUCCUUAUCAAAUUGCUUGUGGAAUUAGUCAGGGCUUGGCUGACAACACUGUUAUUGCUAAAGUGAACAAGAUGGUUUGGGAUCUAGACCGUCCUUUGGAGGAGGAUUGUACCUUGGAGCUGCUUAAGUUUGAAGAUGAAGAGGCUCAAGCAGUAUACUGGCACUCAAGUGCUCACAUAAUGGGUGAAGCUAUGGAGCGAAUCUAUGGUGGAUGUUUGUGCUACGGUCCACCAAUAGAAAAUGGAUUUUAUUAUGACAUGUUCCUUGAGGAAGGGGGUGUAUCAAGUAAUGACUUCUCCACUUUGGAAACAUUAUGCAAAAAGAUAAUGAAAGAAAAACAAGUCUUUGAAAGACUAGAAGUUAAGAAGGAAACACUACUUGAAAUGUUUAAGUAUAAUAAAUUCAAGUGUCGCAUCCUGAAUGAGAAGGUCAAUACUCCAACUACAACAGUAUACAGGUGUGGUCCCUUGAUAGAUUUAUGCAGAGGGCCUCAUGUCAGGCACACUGGCAAGAUAAAAACCAUAAAAAUCCAUAAGAAUUCUUCUACCUAUUGGGAAGGCAAGGCUGACAUGGAGUCCCUCCAGCGGAUCUACGGAAUUUCAUUCCCAGAUGCAAAAAUGCUGAAGGAAUGGGAGAAAUUCCAGGAGGAGGCUAAGAACAGAGAUCACAGGAAAAUAGGGCGGGACCAAGAACUGUUUUUCUUCCAUGAGCUCAGUCCUGGUAGCUGUUUUUUCUUGCCAAAAGGAGCUUACAUUUAUAACACGUUAAUCGAAUUCAUCCGGAAUGAGUAUCGAAAACGUGGAUUCCAGGAGGUUGUCACUCCAAAUGUUUUCAACAGCAAACUGUGGAUGACUUCAGGGCACUGGCAGCAUUACAGUGACAACAUGUUUUCCUUUGAAGUGGAGAAAGAAAUCUUUGCUCUGAAACCUAUGAACUGUCCAGGGCACUGCCUUAUGUUUGAUCAUCGUCCAAGAUCAUGGCGUGAGCUGCCGUUACGGUUGGCUGAUUUUGGUGUUCUGCAUCGCAACGAACUGUCAGGAGCUCUUACAGGACUCACUCGAGUGCGCCGGUUCCAGCAAGAUGAUGCUCACAUAUUCUGUGCUAUUGAGCAGAUUGAAGAGGAGAUAAAGAGUUGUCUGCAGUUCUUGCGUGCUGUGUAUGAUGUCUUUGGAUUUUCCUUUAAACUGAAUCUCUCCACUCGUCCUGAAAAGUACCUAGGAGAUAUUGAAGUGUGGAAUCAGGCUGAAAAGCAACUUGAAAACAGCCUCAAUGACUUUGGUGAGAAGUGGGAGUUAAGCCCUGGUGAUGGAGCCUUCUAUGGACCAAAGAUUGACAUUCAGAUUAAAGAUGCCAUUGGCCGCUACCACCAAUGUGCUACAAUCCAACUCGACUUCCAGCUGCCAGUCAGAUUUAACCUCACCUUUGUCAGCCAUGAUGGCAAUGACAAGACAAGACCAGUUAUCAUUCACCGGGCUAUCUUGGGAUCUGUGGAAAGAAUGAUCGCCAUUCUAACUGAAAACUAUGGAGGCAAAUGGCCACUAUGGCUGUCCCCGCAGCAGGUGAUGGUGGUACCAGUGGGACCAACAUGUGAUGAGUAUGCUCAAAAGGUCAGGCAGCACUUCCAUGAUGCUGGAUUAAUGGCAGAUGUUGAUGUAGAUCCUGGGUGCACACUGAACAAGAAGAUCAGAAAUGCUCAGCUUGCACAGUAUAACUUUAUUCUGGUUGUUGGUGAAAAGGAGAAGGCAAGUGGAACAGUUAACAUCCGCACCCGAGAUAACAAGGUGCAUGGUGAGCGUACAAUUGCAGACACUGUGGAGAGACUGCUGGAACUGAAAUGCUCUCGCUCCAGACAAGCUGAAGAGGAGUUUUAACACCGUCUGCUCUACCUGGCAUUAAAAAAAGAUCCUAGUUUUCCUAUUUCAGUAAGCCAGAAAGUUUUUGUGCUGAACCAGGUUUUAAAUUUAUUUCAUAUUGGACCUCUUGCUCAUUUUAGCAGAGAUUUUUCUUUAGUCAGAAAAGCCUCUUUUUAUAAAAAUUGUUUUUUCACUGACCUUGAAGUAAAAUUUCCUGGCCUCUGACAAAUGAUAGGUGAAGCAAGAUGAAAUUACUUCCUGUGACUGGAAGGGAAAAUGUGAAUGUUAAUCAGGGAUACCCAUAUCAUCUUAACUACCCUGUUAAGAAUAAAAUACAUUUUGAUAACGUGUUUUUCAUGGAAGCUAAACAAAAGACCUCACGCUUAAGAAACCGCAUAGUAACUAUGCACUGCAGCAGACUCUGGAGUUUUUACUUUAGCAAGGAAUGUGAUACUGUUCAGUCUUGUCUGCUGAUCUUACACCAAAUAAAUACAUUGACUCUCAACAGUUCCCAGUCCCAUGAACAGAGAUCUGCUUCCAUAGCAGCUAGUGCCUGUGGGAGUGUCUCAGCUGUCACUGUGUGACACUCUUUAUGUGGGGCCACUUACUGCAGCACAGUGAGCUGCCCUCUGUAGCCAUUGUUACCCUUUUCCAGAGGCAGUAUCUGACACAGCUGUAAGGCUAAGGUCAUUGUAGCUGUGCAAUGGGGAUAAGACUGCUAGAAAAAGGUAGGGCGUAGUAGGGCCAAAGAAGCAGUAAGUAAAACCAGGAUCCUUGGGAACAGAGUGUUUCUACUCUUAACCUCUAAGCUGUCCUUUCAGUACAGCUGUGACAUACACAGUAAGGCUGUAUAUGUCACAGCAGAAACAAGAAGAUUUUGAACUAAGAAGAAUGAUGAUUAUAUCUUUAAGGCAAGUGGUGUUUUUCUGUUUAAUAGGCACAGUCCCCUUCAGUGGGACACUUCCUUCCCAAGUCUUUAGUCCAGGGCAUUGCAUACUCUAUUAGCAGCUCUACCUAUCUCACAGCUGAGGGAUCUCAUCAAUUGUGCUUGGGGCUUUUUUUUUUUGAGUGCAUUGGGCUGACAAGAGGUAAAUGUCUGUCACUGACAAAAAAUAAAAUCUAAUACA